GUGGAAUUUUGCCCCCUUAUGCUGGUGAUCAGUGGAACUUUGCCCCCUUGUGCUGGUGGUCAGUGGAACUUUGCCCCCUUGUGCUGGUGGUCAGUAGAACUUUGCCCCCUUGUGCCAGUGGUCAGUGGAAUUUUGCCCCCUUAUGCCGGUGAUCAGUGGAACUUUGCCCCCUUGUUCUGGUGGUCAGUGGAACUUUGCCCCCUUGUGCCGGUGGUCAGUGGAAUUUUGCCCCCAUAUGCUGGUGGUCAGUGGAACUUUGCCCCCUUGUUCAGGUUUAAUUGCAGUACUGGCACUUUG
Staurois parvus is the source of this 297-nucleotide messenger RNA. The record is from the annotation of a GenBank genome assembly. Lineage: Eukaryota; Metazoa; Chordata; Amphibia; Anura; Ranidae.